AUGACCGAAUUCACCGAGGCUAAUCGGGCCUACUUUGAUAAAAUGGCCUCAACUUAUCAGUCCAAAUUUGCUGAUUCCAUGAAAAUCAUUGCCGAGCAAACGUCCAAGCAUCGUCUUUGGAUCAGUGAUCGGUGGACUGACACCGAAGCGGGCAAGGGCCAGGAAGUCAAGGUGCUUGAAUACGCCUGCGGACCUGGAGUUGUCUCAAUGUCACUGGCGCCUUUUGUCACCAAGGUGAUCGGCGUCGAUAUUGCUGAUCAGAUGCUGGCCGAGUUCCGGCAGAACGCAAAGACUAUCGGACUCAGCGACAAGAUGGUCGGCUACAAAGCCGAUCUACUGGCUGAUUCUGAGCCAGAAGAAUUUUCGGGGCCCGAAUAUCACGACUUUGAUGUGAUAGCUGUCAGUAUGGCCCUGCACCAUUUCGAGCAACCCGAUGUUGCACUUCGGCGGUUGGCCUCUCGUUUAAAGAAGGGUGGCUCCUUUAUGAUCAUUGAUUUGGUCCCGAGUGCAGGCUCAGAUCAUGGCCACGGUCACGGUCACGGUCACGGUCACAGUCACAGUCACGGCCAUAGCCAUGGCCAUGGCCAUGGUCACAACCAUGGUCAGCAUCAUGACAAUUCAGCACAGGAAUUUCCACGAGACGGAGCCCAUACCGUGAAAACACACGGUUUCUCUGCCGAGGAGAUGAAGAAACUAUUUGCAGACGCAGGGCUGGAUAGUCGGUUUGACUAUGAGGUGAUUCCGGACCAGUUGAAGUGGGAGAAGCCGGAGAAGACUUACUAUAAAACCAUCUUUAUUGCGCGGGCCCAACUUACUUGA
Messenger RNA from Penicillium oxalicum, 819 nucleotides. Its product is annotated as class I SAM-dependent methyltransferase. The transcript has 3 exons. Bases 1 to 819 code for a protein of 272 amino acids. The record is from RefSeq and is a predicted model, not a curated record. Lineage: Eukaryota; Fungi; Ascomycota; Eurotiomycetes; Eurotiales; Aspergillaceae.